CAUUAGCCCAACAACACCCAGCAGUUACCAGUCCUCUGCCCUCUCUCCCGAGCCGGCGGCGGCGCAUGGGCGGGAGCCUCGCCCAGCUGCUCCUCUCAUGCCUCGCCGGCGACCGCCUCCGCCGCGUCCUCCCGCCGGCGCACGCCGUCGCCGUCGUCUCGGGCCUCCUCCCGGACCUCUUCCUCGCCAACCUCCUCCUACGCGGCUACUCCAAGCUCGGCCGCCUCGGGGACGCCCGCGCCCUGUUCGACGGUAUGCCGAGCCGGAACCUCGUCUCCUGGGGCUCCGCCAUCUCCAUGUACGCGCAGCACGGCCGCGAGGACGACGCGCUCGCCCUCUUCGCCGCCUUCCGGGGCGCCGGCGGCGAGCCGCCCAACGAGUUCCUGCUCGCCAGCGCCCUCAGGGCCUGCGCGCAGUCGAGGGCGGCCCGCUUCGGCGAGCAGGUGCACGGCGUCACCGCCAAGCUCGGCCUGGACGCCAACGUCUUCGUCGGGACCGCGCUGGUCAACCUGUACGCCAAGGCUGGCCGCAUCGACGCGGCGAUGUCGGUCUUCGACGCCCUCCCGGUGAGGAACCCGGUCACCUGGACCGCGGUGAUCACGGGGUACUCUCAGGCUGGGCAGGCCAGGGUUGCAUUGGAGCUGUUUGGGAAGAUGGGGCUCGACGGCGUCCGGCCCGACCGGUUUGUGCUGGCGAGCGCCGCCAGCGCCUGCUCUGCGCUUGGGUUUGUAGAGGGCGGCAGGCAGAUACACGCCUACGCGUACCGGACAGCGGCGGAGUCAGAUACGUCGGUGACCAACGCGCUGAUCGAUCUGUACUGUAAGUGCUCCAGGCUCUCGUUGGCUCGCCGGCUGUUUGAUUCCAUGGAGAACCGCAAUCUUGUGUCGUGGACGACGAUGAUCGCUGGCUACAUGCAGAAUUCGCUCGAUGCUGAAGCCAUGUCCAUGUUCUGGCAGCUGAGCCGGGCUGGGUUGCAGCCGGAUGUUUUCGCCUGCACAAGCAUCUUGAACUCGUGUGGCUCUUCGGCAGCGGUAUGGCAAGGAAGGCAGGUACAUGCCCACGCCAUAAAGGCUGAUCUAGAGUCCGAUGAAUAUGUCAAGAAUGCUCUGAUUGACAUGUAUGCUAAAUGCGAGCAUCUAGCAGAAGCGAGAGCAGUAUUCGAAGCCUUGGCAGAAGAUGAUGCGAUUUCUUACAAUGCAAUGAUCGAAGGAUACGCAAGGCUGGGUGACCUUACAGGAGCAGUCGAAAUAUUCAGUAAGAUGAGAUAUUGCUCACUAAAGCCAAGCCUACUGACAUUUGUUUCGCUGCUUGGGGUGUCGUCGUCUCGGUCAGACCUUGAACUGAGCAAGCAGAUUCACAGUCUCAUCGUCAAAUCAGGAACUUCGUUGGACCUAUAUGCAGGGAGUGCUCUGAUCGAUGUCUAUUCAAAGUUUUCCCUUGUGGACGAUGCCAAAGUUGUGUUCAGCCUGAUGCACAACAGGGACAUGGUAAUCUGGAAUGCUAUGAUUUUUGGCCUUGCGCAGAAUGAGCGAGGGGAAGAGGCUGUGAAGCUCUUUACCCAGCUUCGCGUCUCCGGGCUAACACCUAAUGAGUUCACGUUUGUUGCACUGGUGACUGUGGCAAGUGCUCUGGCAAGCAUGUCUCAUGGACAGCAGUUCCAUGCCCAGAUCAUCAAAGAAGGUGCAGACAGUGACCCCCAUGUUUCAAAUGCUCUCAUGGACAUGUAUGCAAAGUGUGGCUUCAUCGAAGAAGGACGGCAGUUGUUUGAGUCAACAUCGGGAAAGGACGUCAUCUGUUGGAACUCGAUGAUUUCGACAUAUGCGCAGCACGGUCAUGCCGAGGAAGCUCUUCGUGUUUUUGGGAUGAUGGGAGGGGCUGGAGUAGAGCCGAACUAUGUGACAUUUGUCGCUGUGUUGUCAGCAUGUGCUCAUGGAGGCCUUGUGGAUGAAGGCUUACAGUAUUUUAACUCCAUGAACACCAAAUACACGGUUGAACCGGGCACCGAGCACUAUGCUUCUGUGGUCAACCUUUUUGGUCGUGCAGGCAAACUGCAUGCUGCCAAGGAGUUUAUCGAAAGGAUGCCGAUUGAACCAGCUGCGGUUGUUUGGAGGAGCUUGCUGAGUGCCUGCCAUCUGUUUGGUAAUGUUGAAAUCGGGACGUAUGCCGCUGAAAUGGCACUCUUGGCGGAUCCUAUGGACAGUGGCCCCUCUGUUCUUAUGUCGAAUAUUUAUGCCUCUAAAGGACUGUGGUCUGAUGCACAGAAGUUGAGACAGGGGAUGGACUGUGCUGGCGUUGUGAAGGAAGCAGGAUAUAGCUGGUGAAGGAGAGGACGAGAACACACAGAGGCAGAAGUGAUACAACAGCUUGUCCAAUGACUAUCUGGCUAGGUACUACUUACUGAAAGAGACCAGAGUUGGAAUGACUUGAUCAGGUCAAAUGCAAAAUUUCCGACCGCGCAUGUUCACUGUGGGCUUGACAAAUGCACCCAGGCACUGCACAUAGCCAUGCUUAACUCUGAUUUGAAGGUUCAGUGUUGUUAGCUACUCAUGAGGUAACAAGAAUACAAUAUUUUCCUUGCAGUAAUUUGAACCUUCUUGUUUCUAAGAGAAAAAGGGAAACUUGAAUCUUCUGUACAGGAAAAUGAUUUUUCAUUGGAUAAUAUUAACUACUGCUUAACUAGCCAAUAAUACUGGAACAUUAGCGUGCUCUGAUUCAGGUGAACUUGUUCCUGAAAAAGUGUAUUAGAAGUUGCUAUUUAUCUAUCUAAUAAGAUAAAGGCGCACUGGAGGGUACCACAUGGUCUUUUUUCUACUAGACUGCGGCUCCAGCGAGGUCGAGUGCCACGUCGUCUGAGCCAGCAUGCUCACAGAGUUCAUCCUUGAUGGCGAUGGCUGGAUGGACUUUGGCGAUGUCAGCCUCGUCGACGGCUACUACAUGCCCCUGCCAUGUCGAUCACAAUAAGCGCUGCCCCCUGUGAGCUCUGCUCCAGUUACGAGGACACCAUCUCCACGUUCGCUUGCAACCACACCAACUACAGCAUGACCUUCUGCCCACAUUCCAAUCCAAACAGGAAAAGCGAGGAGAAACUUGCAGAAAAAGUGAAGAAUAGAUUGAACAUUUAUGUUCAGUGAAACAGAAAGGAAUUUCUUUUUGUGGGUGAAACAAAAAGGAAUCUAUCCAGCUUGCUGCGGCUGAGUUGUGUAAAUUUUCUAAUGCAGCAUAUGGGGAUUGAUAUGCUGAGUACGAGUGGUUACAUGUAUUCAGACAACUGGACAAGGAGCAUGGAAAGAAAGCUAUAAUUUUCGGUCUUCUGCCUAUAGCUGAAUGGUUCAGAAGCAAAGUCCAUUUUGUGCCAUCUGUAGCUGCCCUGGGGUCUGCCCUUUUGGCUGCAGUGAAGGCAUAAGCAACAAGGAGAUCAACAGGAAGAUGAAAGUAAGCCACGUAGUCCGACCCCCUUGUUACAAGGACGUGCACCAGGUCCUAGGCCAGCCAUUCUGCUGUCAAAAGGAUAAGCUGUGCUGGCAAAAUCUCGGAGAAUGCUUCAUAAACUGCCCGUGCAAGAUUAACUGCCUGCCAUCAGUAGCAACACAGCACCACAUCAUACCAACAUCUAAACGCGCAUAGACUGUAUUAAUCCUAUGUUCUUGCUAAUAAUGAAACUAAAAUUGUAAGCCGGUACAUCACUUUAUGUUGAUGUCAUGCAAACUGACAAAGAAACCUACACCAUCAUGUCAUGAGUACUUCUA
Messenger RNA from Triticum dicoccoides, 3746 nucleotides. Its product is annotated as pentatricopeptide repeat-containing protein At4g39530-like. The record is from RefSeq and is a predicted model, not a curated record. Gene Ontology annotation, molecular function: RNA binding; protein binding. The coding region runs from base 66 to 2321 and encodes 751 amino acids. NCBI's taxonomy places the organism in Eukaryota, Viridiplantae, Streptophyta, Magnoliopsida, Poales, Poaceae. The transcript has 4 exons. Gene Ontology annotation, biological process: RNA modification.